AUGUCAGUUUAUUCCAUUCACGCUAAACAACAUUCAAUAUUCAUCCCCGGUUUACUUCGUCAAUUCGAUUAUUCAACUAAUAAUGAAAAUAAAUAUCCGACGAAGUUGGAUGGUGAAGAAUCAGUUGAGUCAGAUGAACAGUUGGUGGAUAAUUAUUUUCGAACAGUAAAUAUUAAGAAUGCUCAACAACGGGAAAAUACGACGACAACAGUUACGACUUUAAAUGAAACAGUAAACAACAGUUUUAAUCAACAAAUUUUUACUACACCAAUUGUACAUUCUGUGGCAAAACAUUUAACGACCACCGCCACCAUUACCAACAGUACAACAAUAACAGAAAAUCAACACAAUCAAACAGAUUCAAAUUUAGAUAAAAAAACAGAUAAUAAACAUAUCGAGAAUGGAUUACAAACUACAACCACAAUUAGAUCAUCCAUUACCAAUGGUCAAUUGAAUAUUUCAACAGAAAGCAAUAAUAAUAUCUAUGUGGAACCAGCUCCUCGUUAUGAUGCAAUAAUUCAUAACACAACAAUAAGAAAAACACUAAACACAGGUUUUACUACACAUAUUACGAAUCAAGAUAAAGAGAAAAGUUUGGGAAACAUAACGAAACAUAAUUCCACUUUUCAGACUUCAAACACUACUGAUAGCAUAUUUGGUUCUAAAAAUAUGAGUGCCAUUGCUCGAAAUUUAUUCUACAAUAUAAGUGAUAAAAAGCCGAUGCAAUCAUUAAUUCAUUUACUACCACCAAAUUUAUGGUCACAAUUACAACAAAAUCUAACAUGGGAUAUGAAUCAAACAAAUAAUCGCCUAGCUCUACCAGAUCCCGUGCUAUUAGCUGAAGCAGCAGCUAAAGCCGGACUACCAGGACCUGGUCCUCAUCCUAUUUCUAAUCAUGGCUGGGCUAAUAUUCCUCAACAACAAAAUUUCUUUCAAAAUCAAAACGAUUUUAUGAAAUUGAACGGGCAGCAGUUUAAAACGAAUGUGUAUAAAAUAACGACAGCAUCGACACCUUCGACACUUAAACCAACAGUGGAGAAACAACAUCAAGUGAAAACAACUGACAUAUUCUAUAAAAAUAUAUCGAGCAACAAUAACAAUAAUAAUCAAUGGAAUCGACCGACAAUAAAGAUCGCAACGACACAGUCAUCGACAAAAACCACACCAGUAAGAGUAUCAAUACUAUCAACAAAACCUCUUUCUCGAUAUCCUUCCAUUCUCGAUAAAAAUUCGCAACAAUAUUUACCUCAACCACUAACAUCAUUUCUGGGAUAUAAUGACAUUGAUUACCCUUUUCUUAAACAAACGACUCGAUUUCCCAUUCAGCAACAACCAUCGUCUACACAAAUGAAUGUUCAAUCAGUAUUGGCACAAAUUGGUAUUUCAUGUCCAAUUGGAUCCAAAGGAGUGAAAUUUCCUGAUAAUCGUUUAUGUAACAUGUAUUUUACAUGUACACAAUCUGGUCUACCAGAGCCAUCAUUAUGUCCCGAAGGUUAUCUGUUUUCAGAAACGGCUCGUGAUUGUGAAACAGCUGAGAAAGUGUCAUGUGGAGGACGUCUAUCCGCUUAUUUUGAUAGUGAAACAAAAAUAGAAACUAAAAAUAAUAUCAUACCAAAUCUUGUCAAUGGCACAUUGGAAUGCACUUUGGGUGCUGAUGGAUAUUAUGAAGAUCCAUUUUAUUGUAAUAUAUAUCAUCAUUGUUUGGCUGGUGUCGAUUAUGUUGUUCAUUGUCCAAAUCAACUGGCAUGGAAUGAAAAGAAAAAAAUGUGUGAUUGGGCAACAAAUGUCAAUUGUACAGGAAAAACACUUCCGGUUGUACAAGGCAAAACGACAUUUUGUACAAAUCGACAAGAUGGACGAUAUGCAUCGGAUACAUAUUGUAAUGCGUUUCAUCAUUGUAUAGGUGGUACAGAUCAUAUUGUACGAUGUACAGGCGAACUACAAUGGGAUGAUAACAAGAAAGAAUGUGGAUGGGAGUCGAUUGUAAAAUGUGGUGCACCAAAAAAGAUGUUACCAAAUGAAAAUAAAUUCAAUUCAACCUCUUGUACAGGAAAAACGGAUGGAUCAUAUCCACACGAAGAAUUUUGUAAUGUCUAUCAUGUAUGCGAGUCCGGAUCAGAUAACAUGCGUCAAUGUCCACAUCAGUUAUUCUGGGAUAAUGAACAACAAAAAUGUGAAUGGUCAAAUAAUGUUAGAUGUACUGGUCGCACAUUGGUAGCUUUAUCAAUGGAAACAAGUUUAUUUUGUAUAGAAAAAUCGGAUGGUUUCUAUAUCGAUGCAGUCCAUUGUAAUAUUUAUCACCAAUGUAUGGCUGAUAUUGAUGUUAAAUUACGUUGCCCUGAACGAUUAGUAUUUAAUGAAACAUUAAAACGUUGUGAUUGGCCAGAAACAACACGUUGUAAAGGGGGAAAUAUUUUACUAAAUGGAGAAGAUACUGGAGGAUUUUGCACAGAUAAACCAAAUGGUGAAUAUCCACACGAUCAUUUUUGUAAUCGUUAUUUUAUUUGUCAAAAUGGUAAAGAUAUUGUAUUUACAUGUCAGAAUAAUUUGCGAUAUUCUGCUGAAAAAAAUGAAUGUGAUUGGGCUGUGAACGUUGAUUGUGGUACUAAACCAGAUUACAUGUGGGAAGGAAUUAAAGAAAAUUUUUGUAAACGCUUACCUGAUGGUAAUUAUCCGGAUGUUCGAUAUUGUAAUAUUUUUCAUCAAUGUCAAGCGGCUAUGGAUUAUCCAAAACGUUGUCCAAAUCGUUUGAUGUUUAAUGAACAAACGAAAGAAUGUGAUUGGGAAGAUAAAGUUGAUUGUAAUGGACGAGAGAAACUUAUCGAUACUGAAGGUCUCGAGGAUGAAGCUCGUCCCGGUGCGAAUGAUACGCGAGGACGUUCAACAAAAUUUUGUAUGUUAAAACAGAAUGGAAAUUUUGCUGAUUCAUAUUAUUGUAAUGUUUAUCAUAAUUGCCAUGCGGACAUAUUAUCAAAUCUGAGAUCAGAAUUUUGCAUUAACAAAGGUCCCGGAUUAUACGAACAUCAACGUUAUUGUGAUCUUUAUUUACAGUGCAAUGAACAAGGUGUUGGUGUGACAAUGGAAUGCAGUCGUAAGAAUGAUUAUCUACUAUCAUACCUCUCAUUUCAUGAUAGUUGGUUUCUUUUUCUAGCCGGUCUUGUUUUCAAUGAGAAAAAAAAGGAGUGUGAUUAUCAAUCGGACGCGAAUGGUGAUCAUGGUACUCAAUGUGUAACACCAAGAAGUUUUUUAAGAGCUAAACCAAAAGCUGAACAGGGUACAGUGUUGUUUGAAGGUGCUGAUGCUACUGGACAAUUUCCCACACGAUUUGAUUGUUCAAAUAAAGAUCAACAAAAUAUGUUUGCUGACUUUGAUUGGUGUAAUAUUUAUCAUGUAUGUAUUGGAAAUCGUGAUAAUAUAUUUUUAUGUCCACCUGGUACAUUAUUCAAUGAUACAAAACAAGGAUGUUUUGAUCGUUUAAAUGGAAAGAAUUGUAACGGUACAAAUAGUUAUUAUAAACCGUCGAUUAAGCGUCAUAAACGAACACGUAGUAGUACCAUGGAUAUGCCAUCGAUGGAUGAAGGUAAUGAAAAACAUCCGAUGAUAUCAGAUUUAAAUAUUAAGUCGAAAGAAGAAAUCUAUAGAAUUCCUUCUGAAUGGCGUCCAUUUGGACUUUAUCCUUCACAACGUGAAUUAUCAUCCAACGAAAGAUAUAAAUCGACAAUAGAUAAUUCCAAUAAGCAAGAUUUAAUGGAAAUUAAUCGUAAAAAUGAAUGGUUAAAACAGUAUCAUCAUAGAAAAAAUAGAAUGAGCGAUGAUGAUAAUAAUCUUUUCUUAACAGAAGAGAAUUAUUCACCACAACACCAGCAGGUAAGCAGAAGCUCGUCUAAUCACAGUGAACAUGACAGAUAG
Messenger RNA from Didymodactylos carnosus, 3909 nucleotides. The record is from the annotation of a GenBank genome assembly. NCBI's taxonomy places the organism in Eukaryota, Metazoa, Rotifera, Eurotatoria, Philodinida, Philodinidae.